Messenger RNA from Coniosporium apollinis CBS 100218, 1581 nucleotides. RefSeq lists its product as uncharacterized. NCBI's taxonomy places the organism in Eukaryota, Fungi, Ascomycota, Dothideomycetes. Gene Ontology annotation, molecular function: ammonium channel activity. The coding region runs from base 1 to 1581 and encodes 526 amino acids. The record is from RefSeq and is a predicted model, not a curated record. The transcript has 4 exons. Gene Ontology annotation, biological process: ammonium transmembrane transport. Gene Ontology annotation, cellular component: plasma membrane.
AUGUCAGGCUACGGUUCUCAGCCCUGGAUCAAUUCUGGUCCGACAGAGUUCAAUGGCACGAACCCGGAUCUCGGUGGUGAUUCACUCACCGAGAAUCUCAACCAAUGGUACCAGGCUGGAGACGCUUCAUACAUAAUCGUGGCAUCUGCCAUGGUGCUGAUCAUGAUACCGGGACUGGGCUUCCUCUACUCCGGCCUUGCGCGAAGAAAGUCGGCCCUUAGCAUGAUCUGGGCCUGCUUAUUCUCCUCCUCCGUUGUCUGUUUCCAAUGGUACUUCUGGGGUUACUCGCUGGCAUUCAGUCAAUACUCGACCAACGGGUUCAUCGGUGACCUGAAGAAGCUUGGGCUUAUGAAUACUCUGGGAGCUCCGAGCCCUGGCAGCCCGUAUAUCCCCGAUCUUCUCUACGCGUUUUACCAGAUGAUGUUCUGCUCGGUUACCGCUGCUAUCACAGUCGGUGCCGUUGCUGAGCGCGGUCGCCUGAUUCCCAUGAUGGUCUUUAUAUUCUGCUGGGCCACAAUCGUAUAUUGCCCGAUCGCAUACUGGGCAUGGGCUGCGAACGGAUGGGGCUUCAACUGGGGUGUCAUGGACUACGCCGGAGGCGGGCCUGUCGAAAUCGGCUCUGGUCUGUCAGCUUUGGCAUACUCCAUGGUUCUCGGCCGGCGCCAAGAGAAGAUGAUGCUUAACUUCCGCCCCCAUAACGUCUCGCUCAUCACACUCGGCACGGUUUUGCUCUGGUUUGGAUGGCUUGGCUUCAACGGCGGAUCCUCCUUCGGCGCCAACCUUCGUGCCGUGAUGGCCUGCUGGAACACGAACAUUACUGCCUCAUUCGCCGCCAUCACUUGGGUUCUGCUCGAUUGGAGGCUCGCGAGGAAAUGGUCUAUGGUCGGCUGGUGUUCAGGAACCAUCUCCGGCCUGGUCGCAGCCACUCCUGCCUCCGGUUAUCUUCCUCCGUGGGCUAGCGUUGUCCUUGGCAUCACAACCGGCGUCGUAUGCAAUUAUGCAACUAAGAUCAAAUUCUGGGUCAAGAUCGACGACUCUAUGGACGUGUUCGCUGAGCACGGUGUCGCUGGCAUCGUUGGUCUAAUUUUCAACGGAAUCUUCGGCGCGGACUACAUCAUCGGUCUCGACGGCUUUAACAACGGCAUCUCGGGAGGUUGGAUCCAACACAACUGGAAGCAGAUGUACAUCCAAAUCGCCUACAUCGUCGCCUGCUCCGCCUGGGCAUUCUGCAUCAGCGCGCUCCUCGCUUACGGCAUCAACUUCAUCCCCGGCCUCAAGCUACGCGCAUCCGAGGAGGCAGAGCUGCUCGGUAUGGACGACGACCAGCUGGGCGAGUUCGCUUACGACUACGUUGAAGUUCGCCGCGACUACCUCGCCUGGACGCCCGCGAAGGCCGACAUAGCAAGGACUGAGCAGCAGAUCCCUCAGGGUGACCGCCACGGCAUUCCGCAACACAGCCAGAUGCUAGAGGGCAGGGAGCCGAGUGAGAGCAGUGGCGAGCAGCACACCGGCAUCGCUGGCGACCGCCACGCUGUUGCGUACGAGAAGGCGGAGCGUGAGGCAGGUGCUCAGCACGGUUAA